ACUCGCAGAGCUUGGCGCAAGUUGGUGAAAAAACAACAAAGACAUCGUCGACGCCAGAAACAAGCGCGCCAGCGAGAAAAAGACGAGGCGAUAGAAAAGAAAGCGCGAGAGUCAGAUCCCGAAUAUCAAGCGUGGCUUAAGCAGCAGGUGGAGCUCGAAGAAUUUCAGCGCCUAGCUAGCGAGCGCUUGCGUCAGGAUGAAGAAGAAGCAUGGUUGCGCCGCGAAGCAUUGGCACAGCAUCAGUUCCAGAUUGAUGCAGCCAAGCGUGCACAGCAAGAAGCGGAAUUGGAUCGCUUACGUGCACAGCAAGCUGAGGCAUUUGCUGCUCAGCAGAAGGAACAGCGCAAACGGCGCGAAGAGAGUAAAAGACUGGCGGAUGCGGCAGCAGCCGAGUUCGAGGCUAUGCUACACCGCAUGCAUGAAUAUAUGGAGGACACAGAGGAGCGCAGUCCACCAGACGAGCUGCGACGUCUGGUCGAAACGCAUCCCGAGGAGCGACUUUGCGAAUUCUACACGCGCACCAAUUGCUGCCGUUAUGGUCACAGUUGCACCUUCAAUCACAGACGUCCCAUGCUGGCGAAGAUCCUAUUGAUUCGUCACUUCUUUACGCAUCCACUGCUGCAGGUCAACGUGGCGCACAAGGAGUACGCCGGUGCUGAUGAGCAUUUGGAGCUGACACAGCACGACUUACGCGCCGACUAUGAUGAGUUCUUCAAGGAUGCGACCGGCGAGCUGGAAAAAUUUGGCAAAAUUGUCAAUUUUCGUGCGGUGUGCAAUACAUUACCCCAUUUGCGAGGUCACGUUUUUGUGGAGUACGCGCACGAGCGAUUUGCGCUGCGCGCCUUCAUCAAUUUGCAGGGUCGUUAUUAUGCAGCCAGGCGCCUGAAUGUGGAGUUCUCCAAUCUAAAAGCAUGGCGUGGUGCCGUUUGCGGUUUGUCCUUAACACGCAAAUGUCCCAAAGGCUACAGCUGUGGCUAUCUCCAUUUGUUUCGCAAUCCAAACAAUUUGUUUAACAGCAGUUUGGAGCUCUACGAAACGCCAAGAAGUGCGCGCUCUGUCAGUAGAACGCCUAAAUCCAGGCAAAUCAGCUGGAAUGACAAUGAGACGCAGUCUCGCAACUGGCGCUGGUCAGAGAGUCCCGAGCUCGAAUUAAAGAACUGCAAAUCUUCGAGCAGUAGCAGCCAAAGGCGUCAUAGCAAUGAGCGUGACACUAGAUCUAGGCAAGAGCAUAGCCGUAAACAUUACCAUGUCCAUUCCAGUCGAGAAUCUGGACAACAUAAGAGUCGCAGUCGUUCUGCGUCCGAUUCUAGGCGGGAUUAUAGUCGCUCCCGAACACCAACACGUCGGCGUGUCAAAUAAACCAAAGUAUUUAAAUGA
Molecule: messenger RNA, 1377 nt
Organism: Drosophila montana
Lineage: Eukaryota; Metazoa; Arthropoda; Insecta; Diptera; Drosophilidae
Product: U2 small nuclear ribonucleoprotein auxiliary factor 35 kDa subunit-related protein 2
Exons: 4
Biological process (GO): mRNA splicing, via spliceosome
Cellular component (GO): U2AF complex; spliceosomal complex
Molecular function (GO): metal ion binding; pre-mRNA 3'-splice site binding
Source: RefSeq, a predicted model, not a curated record